AUUUUCUCAAUAAAAAUACACAUACCAAUGAAGUCGUCCAGGAGCGCGGCGCACAAGAAAUCUAAACCGAUGGAUUAUACGAACUAUGCAUAUAAUGAGGCCGUUAGCCGGCUGAAGCUAAUGUUGGCUGAAUCAUAUGCCCCGCCCAGAGGAGGUGGUGCUGGUUCUAUUGCUGGCGGCAAUGGCGCUUCGGGGGCGUAUAUGCGGCACGUAAAUGAGGACUCGACUGAUAACUAUUCGGAUAAUUUGUCGGUCAUCGAACGUCCCGUUUAUUCGGAUAUCUCAAAGUACUUGUCGCCAGCACAAAAGUCACGCAUUAGUCCUGGCGUACGCAGCAAGUCAAAACCUUUCAAUGCUUUCUCAUCAUCCAAGGAAAAUUUGACACUACAAAUGCCCUAUGCGGCCAGCACUACAACAGUAACGGCACCGCUCGAUUAUUACGCGCCCAACAAAACGCAGCAGCCCGUCACUGAUGGUGUCCAUGCACCGGUGGAGAUCUUUAAUUUUAUUGAAAAACAAGAAGACUACAUCGAACAGCUGGAGAAAGAGUCCAAAUACUGCCGCAACGAGUUAACCAAUUUGCUUGGUAAAGUCAAAGACGUCAUCAACGAGAACACGCACCUCACGGAGACCGCACGUUCCGAGUUAGCCGCGCUAGGGGGUGUCGAGAAGACACUACCUACAACGAGUCCUUCUUCCGACAGUGACGAACAACAGCAUUAUAAAAAGAAAUCGUCUACCACGCCACGCAGUAAGAAAGACAUUUCGGCCGCCGUAAAGUCGCCACGUUAUGCUUCAGCGCCAAAUAUUGUCUACGAAGCGCGUAUAAGCGAACUUGAGGCGGAGCUUAUGCAAGCUAAUAUUGAUCUGAAACGUUUGAAGACGGAAAACGAAGAACUCAAACGCAAAUUGGCACACGUUGACCCACUAGUGCUAGCUGGUGCGCAUGCACAUGCGCCAGUGAGCAGCUCGUCUACCACCAACUGUGACACGCACCGCAAACAAAUCGAGCAAUUGCAACAGGAGAAGAAUGCGUUAGAAGAAAGCGUACGCCAACUGCAGAAACUAUUAGACGAUGCAAAGUCACAACAGUACACAAGCGCCUCAUCUAAACGCUACAUAAAUGAUCUUGUCCAAAUGGAGCGUGCUCAAGCCGAGCUGGAGGUGAAGCAUUUGCGUGAAGAGCUCGAUCGGCAGCACGAACGCGUACGCGAACUGCAACAUGAGAUGGCGCGUCGUAUUGCAGAUGAGCGUGCCACUGCCGAGCGACGCUACAACACGCAGGUCGAUCAAUUGGGUGGCGAUCUGAGCAGCCAGUGGGAGCAGGUAGCCAAAUUGCAGUUGGAUUUAGAGCGUGAAAAACGCUAUGCAAAUGAUAUAAAGCGUGAUCUCUCGACUCGCAAUGCACAAAUCGAAGAGUUAAAGAUGGAGUUGCGUUCCAAUCGCAAUACCUUCCUUGCCGAUAUGGCGCAAGUGAAUGCGGAGAAGCAAUCGUUGGAACAAGAGAUCACUGCAUUGCGACUGCAAUUGGAUCGUGCGGCGCGUGAGGCGAAAACCGAGGCGACGCGUCUGACAGCCGAGAUAACAUCGUUGCGACAGCGUUUGGAUCGUGGCGAUGCUGAUUUAUUGCAUUCCAAACGCGAAAUAUUACGUCUCAAUGAUGAGAUCGCCAAUUUGGAGAAGGAGCUGGCUUAUGGCGAAAUGAAAAAUGAAAUCCGUCCCACCAAAAAGGAUUUAGACAAACGUAUUUCCGAGAUGCAGGAGAAGCAUGGUGAGACUUUUGUAGCAAAACGCACCGCAGCAACCGCAACGAAAACACUGCCGACAGGCCUAAUUACGAACACGAAAGCUCAGUUGGCCACAAAAUUACUGGCAACACCCACCAAAGUGCCGGGCGAGACAUCUACAACAACGACGAAAAAAUUGCCAACAUCAUAUGUAGCAACAACAACAACUACAACAAGCGGCGUAGCGUGGUAUGUGCCAACAGCGGAAUUUACAAGCUCAACAACAACACUACAACGGAUGACAGCCAAAGCGCUUGCAGCAAAAACACUACCCAUGACUACAACAACAACAACAAUGGCGAUCACAACACCCCAACACGCUACACAGGCACAGAUGUCAAAACAACCACACAAACCCAUGUUGAUGGAAUCAGUGACGGGCACCAAACCAAAAAACGCGUCAACUCACAUUUCUUUGGGCGCAAACGGAAGCGCGUACGCUUCGCCGCCUAAAUGGCCCAGCACCGCCAACGUAUUGCAUGCGCGUAAAGCUGAAGAAGCAGAAGACGAACCCACAACAGGCUUCACACCACUUACACAAACGCACAUACGACGUUACCGCUACGGCAGUGACGAGGACAUACUAGCGAACAUAACGAAGAGUAAUGAGCGACUUGAACGCGAAUUGGCCAAAAUGCCACCACUACCGACCAUCUCCUUCUCGGCGUAUCGACGUCAACAGCGUUGCGGACAUUUAUAUCGCACACCGUUGGCAGCUUUUCGACCGCGUAGCGCCAGCGAUGAGGGACGCCGCGCGGCGACGCGCACAGAAACGCAUUGCGGUCGGUGCGGUAUCCACGGCACACAUUGUAAUUGUAGUAAACACAUGAAACACGUAGCGGCUAGUGCACAUUUGGAGCCAUUGGCAUGCACAUGUUGUUGUUGUAGUGCGAACAAAACAACGGCGUGUAAACAAACACUUAACGCCGAGCAGCGCAAAUUUUCAUUUGGCAGCGCGCACACUUUGGGCCCAGAAACUAAUUUAAAUAUAGACAUAACGAACGCAACGAAAAUAGACACUACAACACCAGCAAUAGUUAAUGCAAGCGCCGAAGCGCAUAGUUUGCACAGAAGUUGCCAAAAUUUAGCUUGGAAUGCACACGCCGCUGCCACAAUCAGCACGUCCAGCAGUGGCGCUUGUAAAGCGCACAGUAGACUAAGAGACUACAAGGCGUCAGCUGAUACAACAACUUCGUUGACUGAGCAAUCGGGUGCUAAACGAAUGCCCACACCUACUACACCCGCAGUAAAUACAUUUCAGCCGCCCACACAGAGCACGACUCACCCGCGCAUACAAUGCGCCUGUGUGGCUGGCUGCGGAGGUGGUCCAAAACUUUGCACCGCCUGCAAACCACAAGCGUCAGCAAAUAUUUGCGCCUCAAACACGUUCCAGCCGGCUACAUGUCACCUCCCAUAUGGUCAUUGUAAAACGGAACCGUUGCCUUGGCUGCAACAGCAUCUAGUUUUAAAACAAACUUUUAGUGGCCUCGAACAAUUGACGGCAGACGUUUGCCACGCAUGUCAGAGCCCAUGUCAAGGUGAACACUUGACGGUGCCAACUGAGAGCAAAGCGAACACGAAAGUAGCAAACGAACACGCAACCAGCGCGGCAGAAACCGCUAAACGUAUGGCGCACACGAAUAGCAAGCCACGCGCCUACUUCGAGGAAUUAUUGCGACGCGAGGAAUGUUGUGGAGUGAAGAGAGUGAGCAGUAAUAUGUUGCGUGAUUGCACGAGCCACGAGGAAACGCUCGUGCAAGUGAAAAAGCCACGUCCGCCUGUUAAAGUGGAUGUAAAUGUGCGAUUAGUGCCCAAAGCGGGCAAAGAACGCACAGUCGACUCAGAUACAGAAAAUAGGAGAAAACAACCACUUGAAGUUAAAGUUAACUUGACGCAGUCUGCGUUAUCGACAAGUGGAAAUAUAAAAGAGAGUGCGCAAAGUAGUCGGUAUGAAGAGAAAGAGCUUAUACCCGCUUUUGAGAUACCCGAUCUGCCGUUAGACGAUUUGGAAUUGGAGGACUGCGACAAUGCAAAUGUGGAGCAAUAA
Messenger RNA from Bactrocera oleae (olive fruit fly), 3834 nucleotides. The record is from RefSeq and is a predicted model, not a curated record. NCBI's taxonomy places the organism in Eukaryota, Metazoa, Arthropoda, Insecta, Diptera, Tephritidae.